UCCUGAACAUCCACAGGACAAAUUCAUUAAGCAGGAGGCCAGCAUGGCUGAAAACUCCAAAUUUAUCAAAUACAUUGACGAAGCUUUGGGAAAAUCAAAAGAAACUGCACUUUCUCGUUUAUUUUUCACCUAUCAAGAGAUUCCUUACCCAGUUACCAUGUGUACCUUUGAAACUUUCCAAGCCCUGGACACCUUUGAAGCCAGAAGUGAUGACAUUGUGCUAGCAUCUUAUCCAAAGUGUAGCUCGAAUUGGAUUCUACACAUUGUCAGUGAAUUAUUAUUUGCUGUUUCUAAAAAAAAGUAUGAAUAUUCAGAAUUCCCUGUACUUGAAUGAGGGGACUCAGGAAAAUAUCAGAGAAUGAAGCAGUCUCCAUCGCCAAGGAUUAUGACAACUCACCGCUGCUAUGACCGAUUACCCGGCUGCGUCAUCACGAGGAAGGCCAAGAUUUUGGUGAUAUUUCGGAACCCUAAAGAUACGGUGGUAUCUUUUUUUCAUUUCCACAACAAUGUCCCUGAUAUUCCGAGCUAUGGUUCCUGGGAUGAAUUCUUUAGACACUUCAUGAAAGGAGAAGUUUCUUGGGGAAGUUAUUUUGAUUUUGCAAUGAGUUGGAACAAGCAUCUUGAUGAUGAAAACAUUAAGUUCAUACUAUAUGAAUACCUAAAAGAGAAUCUGGCCACUGGAAUAAAGCAAACUGCUGAGUUCUUUGGAUUCUCUCUAACUGGGCAGCAAAUUCAAGCUAUCUCAUCCCGGAGCACCUUCCAAGCAAUGCGAACCAAGUCACAGGAAACACACGGUGCUGUUGGCCCUUAGCUGUUCCGCAAAGGUGAAGUUGGUGACUGGAAAAAUUUGUUCAGUGAAACUUAGAACCAGGAAAUGGAUGAAAAAUUCAAAGCAUGCCUGACAGGUACUCCCUUGGGAGCGAAGUUGAAGUAUGAAUCAUAUUGCUAAGCUUGAAUCUGCUCCAUUCAGCAGGAAUGGAUAUUUUCUUAUUUUUAAUAAUAGCUGAAUUUAAAGGAAUUAAAUAAUCAAAUUAUGACAUAAUAUUUGAAUCUAAGAUAUACAAAUUUAAUAAUGAAAAUUUUAGGCAUGAACAGACAUUUUUUCACUUGUCAAAGAAGGGACAUUUUAGUUGUGCAAGGGACAUUGCUGUUAAUGUGCCAUACACAGUUGUGCUUCUUUCGUGCUGCAGGUUCACGUUAGAGCAUAAACAGAUCCUAUCGGAGUCAGACCUCAACACACUUGAGCAUAGAUGAGACAGAUUCCAAAUGAUGUUCGAUUUCUUGAGACUUUCGCACAAUACCUCCCACAAUAGUCCAAUGCAUCUAUGGUUCUCUCAAACUUACUGCUGAGGGAAAUUAAUUCUUACCUGUACCGAUGUGACAUUAUGUGAUUAUUCAGCUCAAUUCUACUUUGAUUCAAGAAAAACACAGUGUUCUUUCCGUUUUGUGUAUGUCCUUGGAGUAGGUUCUAGAAAGAGCCUAC
Molecule: messenger RNA, 1483 nt
Organism: Ochotona princeps (American pika)
Lineage: Eukaryota; Metazoa; Chordata; Mammalia; Lagomorpha; Ochotonidae
Gene: SULT6B1
Product: sulfotransferase family 6B member 1
Exons: 7
Biological process (GO): sulfation
Cellular component (GO): cytoplasm
Molecular function (GO): sulfotransferase activity
Source: RefSeq, a predicted model, not a curated record